Messenger RNA from Lasiodiplodia theobromae, 399 nucleotides. RefSeq names its product Zn(II)2Cys6 transcription factor. NCBI's taxonomy places the organism in Eukaryota, Fungi, Ascomycota, Dothideomycetes, Botryosphaeriales, Botryosphaeriaceae. Bases 1 to 399 code for a protein of 132 amino acids. The transcript is spliced from 3 exons. The record is from RefSeq and is a predicted model, not a curated record.
AUGGCUAAGACAGUCCACCAGGUCAGUCGGACUGUGGGCUCGGUUUGUGGCCUGGAGCCGAAGACCGCCUUGGCGGUUGAGAUCAUGAUGGAUAACCUUGAACGGCUCCCUCGGAGAGCCGGGGAAAUGGUGGAUAACCUUGACUACGCGGACGAGAGGUCCAGCCAACGUGAUCUCGAAGACGAUGAGCCUUCGUCGUCACCCGCCGAGUCGUUUUCCAAGCUAAAGCACGCCGAAGACAACACGCUCGCGGUCGGUGCUUUUCUCAAGCACCGCCACGAUAAGGUCUGGCCUACAGGCUCCGCGAAGAUCACACCUACCAGCAAAGACGAUGACAAGGGCUACAUCAAGAGGUUAAAGGCUCGCCGCGUCUUAAUGCACCCAACACUCGACUGCUAA